AUGUCAUCACCAAACUCCAACCCAAUCCUUUCACUCGCAGAACCUCAAGAUGCCCGCGAGCUUGCUGCCAUUACCACGAGAGCCUUUGAAGUAAGCGAUACUAUAUAUCCGAUUAUAUGGGGAAACACCGAGCCUGGGGUUCAUGAUACCGCUGUGAUGUUGUUGUUCAAUCCAAUGCAGAGUGAAACUAUAGUUACGUGGAAAGUGGAGAUCGAAGGGAAGAUCGUGGGUUAUGCUCGGUGGUCGUUACCUAAAACUUCUGAAGUCGCUGAGAUAGACAUGAGUGAGAAUAAAGAAGAUGAUGGAGGCGCCGCAGCGCAGCACAAGAAGAAAGUAGAGGAGGGAUGGAAGACACCUGCUGGUAUGAACUUCGAUCUAUUCAUGCAAAAGGUGAAGAGUACAAUUGAGUGUAAGAAACGUGAUUAUAAUGCAGAAAAAGACAUGUUUCUCUAUCUCUGUUUCGUCGAUCCAGCAUACCACAAACAAGGAAUAGGAAAUCUACUGCUUAAAUGGGGACUGAGUAUGGCAGAUAAGGAAGGCAGAAAAAUAUGUUUGAUUAGCACCCCGCAAGCUCGGAUUUUCUACGAGAAGAGUGGAUGGUUAGUAAAGGAGAGCCUAGAGAUAAAUCUGGACGCUUAUGAGAGAAGCGAAAUCUAUCAACGGAGUUGGAUGAUCAGGGAAGCUCGAGACAAAGAAGAAUUGUAG
Botrytis deweyae is the source of this 705-nucleotide messenger RNA. RefSeq lists its product as uncharacterized. Gene Ontology annotation, molecular function: acyltransferase activity, transferring groups other than amino-acyl groups. NCBI's taxonomy places the organism in Eukaryota, Fungi, Ascomycota, Leotiomycetes, Helotiales, Sclerotiniaceae. Bases 1 to 705 code for a protein of 234 amino acids. The record is from RefSeq and is a predicted model, not a curated record. The transcript has 2 exons.